Mytilus trossulus (common blue mussel) is the source of this 864-nucleotide messenger RNA. RefSeq lists its product as uncharacterized. NCBI's taxonomy places the organism in Eukaryota, Metazoa, Mollusca, Bivalvia, Mytilida, Mytilidae. The record is from RefSeq and is a predicted model, not a curated record. The coding region runs from base 133 to 864 and encodes 243 amino acids. The transcript is spliced from 6 exons.
GUUUUAUCUUCGUCAUAAGUGAUAAACUAGUGAAUUCAUACUUACUUUGCUAACAUAGUGACUGAGGUGAAAAUUCAAAACAGCAUCCGAAUAUUUAGUUUAAAGUCAGAUAAUAUUUGAUUCAAAGUAGACAUGACAACAUUGUUGUUCUUCGCUUUGAUCCUAACGUUUGUUAUAUUACCUGUACCAGCCACAACGACUAGUCCAACAACCACUGGUGAAAUCAGCAUAAUUGGACAAGGUUCUCACGAAGCGGGCUCUGCACUAAUAUUGUCAUGUAUUAUACCACAUUUCACUGGAUCUGCACAAUGGGGAAGAGAAAAUAAUAUCUAUACAACCUGUUUUCAUGCUGGUAUAUGUUCACCAGCUCAUACAGAAAACUACACUUUUGAAAGCAACACCAGUGGUAUUUUUGUCACCAUUAAGACUUUAUCAAUGGCAGACAAUGGAACUAUAUGGAUGUGUAAUACUCUAGAUUACACCAUUUCAUAUACAGUGAUUGUUCAAUCAACGAUUAAAGCAACAACAGGUAAAAUCAGCAUAAACGGGAUAGGGUCUUUAAAAGUCGACUCUGUAUUGAAUUUGUCAUGCAUUAUACCGGCAUUUACUGGAGCUGCAACAUGGAAAAGAGGAAAUAUAAGCUUAGUAACGUGUGCCUUUAAUUCUUUCUGUACAAUAGUAUCAACGGAAAGGUACACUUUUGCAAGCAACCAUAGUGGGAUUUUUGUCACAAUUUAUCCUUUAUCGAUGAGCGAUAAUGGAACUAAAUGGAUAUGCUAUGACGGAGACAACAACACUUCAUAUACAGUGUUUGUUCGUAAGUAUACACUCUUUUUAAAACAUGAUGUCAAAAUUGUAGUCUGA